AGUCAGGAAACAGGAAAAAUUUCGGAAGAGGGGAAAGUUACACGGCAAUUUUCUUUAAUGAAAAAAUGAGCCGAAUUUAUCACAACACGUCUUUACAGAACAAACCAGUACACAAUGAGAAAUUUGACCGCGAGUGGUCUCCCUCCACGUAUGAAAGCGGCCCGGGGGUUCUUCUCGAGGGGAAGUUGCUGGAUGUUUCCAGACAUGCAAUCAGUGAUAUCAAUAAUCAAAAGGUCCGUUUCUACGUGCUGUACAUAAAACCCAGCCGCAUCCACCAGAGGAAGUUUGAUGCCAGGGGGAAGGAAAUGGAGCCGAACUUCAGUGACACCAAAAAGGUCAACACUGGCUUCCUCAUGUCUUCCUACAAGGUGGAAGCCAAAGGGGAGUCAGACCUUCUGUCUCAGGAUCAGCUGUCAGCGAUGGUGGACAAAGCCGAGCUGGUGAAAAUAAGUGACAAGCACAAACCCGGCGGUACCUGGGCCUUCUGGUACCCGGAGUCAGAGAUGGACAAGACAGAGCUGGAGACAGGACAGGACGUUCGGCUGAAGACCAGAGGAAACAGUCCUUUCAUAUUCUCCCUCGCCAAAAUGGAUGGCGGCACCGUGACCAAGUGUAACUUUGCUGGAGAUGAAAAGGCUGGAGCAUCGUGGACAGACAAGAUUAUGGCCAACAAAACAGACACGGGCGGCUCUCACAAGCCCGGAGGAGAAGGAGAAGGAGCGGAGGAGGACGAAUGGGAUGAGUGAGGAAACCAUCUCUCCAUCAGCCUGAAGUCAUGGCCCCGUUCCAGCCUCGAGGUUGAACUCCUUCAACUUGGCUCCAUUCCUGUCUCUCCGUCCUUGGAUCGGACUCCCACGUUCCACCGGGGUAUUGAACCUCUUACAUAUGUGGCCUUGGGGCUUGAAACCUUGCAUCACUUCAACAAUAUGGGACUAGAUCUUUCCAGCUCCACAGUGUAUCCGGCUGUUAGCUGCGACUGUGUCUUUGAAGCUUCACCCUUUUCUUAUAUGCUUUGGAUUAAAUUCCAACAUUUAUAUGACUGGAACUACUCUUGCCUGUUUGUGUCCACAUGGACUGUACCACAAUACAACCAUAAAAAAAAAUGUUACAUAAACUACACGCAGAUGGAAUUAAAUUCUCUUUACUGACUUUAAUAUUGCAUCCAGGGCAGGCUAACUUUCCUGUUACUGAUUUGAAGGCAGUGGGAGAUAUAUAUUAAACACCUACAGUAUAUCUAUCACCUCUUAUUCAGAAAGAGUUAUUUCUGUUCAUUUAAAAUCACAAUGAAAUGUGCAAAUUAUAAUUUUAUGUUGUUUUUAUGUUGUUAAAUAAGAACAUUUUAUAAGAAAGGAAGUGACAAAGCCCCCUCACCGUAUUAAUCUAUUUAAAUAAAACAUUUUUUAACUCUGCAGUAGUUAAAAUAGCACCUGGAAUAAUGACGUAAAAUACAUAUUUAUCACCCCUGUGUUUCCCUGGAAUAUUAAUUCAGUCUGAAUGAGGCUUUAGAUCGUUAAGUGGUGUAAUCACUGAUUGGGUGUCACUAUCUAAUCUCCCCAGACGACAUUCCCUCACAACAACAAACACAAAUAAAGGCUGGGGCAUCUGCUUCAGCAUGAUUUAAUUCUAAUGUCAAACUGGGAUUGUGCCUCAGAGUCCUGCAUACAUCCUGUCCUGAUCAUAACUGAUGAUGACGCCCAAACACACCUCAAAGUUAUUCCAGUGGUGACCUGAACGAUACUGUUCCCCAUCAUCAUGAUGAUAAUCAUCUUGUUAUCAAACACAACACGCACAGUUUCCUCCAGGUGAAACAAACUGAGGUAAUGGAUGAAAGGGCUCAUGUUUAACAUGAUGUUGAUGUUUUAUUAUUAAAAAUAACAAUUUCAGCGACGUACAAGAAUAAUUUGGUUCAUUGAUUAAAACAUAUAUAAUACACAUAUUGACAUGUUUACUAAAACAAACAGAUGAGGUUAUGUCCUUGGGUUUUGACUGGUCAGGAAAGUAGCAGCAUCAAAUUUGAGCUGUUUUUCCACCAAAUUCAUAUUUGCCAUGAACUUAAUUUAUCAAAUGGAAGCUUCAAUCCAUUUUUCCACUGUAAGCAGUUCAAACUUUGAUUAUAAAAUUGAUGCUGUAUCAGCAUCAUGUGCAAAAUCACAAACAGAGGAGUAAAAAUCUUGUUACUUUGCCCAUUUUCAUUGAAUAUACUGUAUAAAUAAUGUAUAUGCGUGUAUGCUGUACAUAAACACUGCUUUGUUUUUACUGCCA
Messenger RNA from Seriola dumerili (greater amberjack), 2262 nucleotides. RefSeq names its product actin related protein 2/3 complex inhibitor (gene arpin). Lineage: Eukaryota; Metazoa; Chordata; Actinopteri; Carangiformes; Carangidae. The record is from RefSeq and is a predicted model, not a curated record. Gene Ontology annotation, biological process: negative regulation of actin nucleation. The transcript is spliced from 6 exons. The coding region runs from base 66 to 746 and encodes 226 amino acids.